AUGGAGGUUAAACAAGAAAAUGAUGAGAAUUUCAUUCCCAACUCACAUACUUCGACACAUCUAUCAACUGCAAUUUCCGGCUUGCAUCCAAAUAAGAAAGCGAAAAAGGAUCCAUUGGCACAAGCAAUUGGUGAGGCGGCAGACUCACAAAAGGAGUUUUGGGCAAGUCAAAUGAACCGCAACUCAGAGGAGAGGAUGUACUUGCAGUGGUCUCAAAGAUACUGA
Prunus armeniaca (apricot) is the source of this 225-nucleotide messenger RNA. The record is from the annotation of a GenBank genome assembly. Lineage: Eukaryota; Viridiplantae; Streptophyta; Magnoliopsida; Rosales; Rosaceae.